UCCAAGUGACAGCUUGCUAAAAGGUUGACGUUUUCUCGGUUUUCUCCUCGUGUUGCAAACUGCUUCCUUUACGUAGUCACAUUCGUCAUCGGUCGCGAAUGGUUGGCCAGCGUUUAACGCCAGCUGUGUGCUUCUAGUCUAGCCUUUCCUUAUAUAAUAUGCUCGAACUUGACCCAGUUAAUGGUAGCAAGUUGUUCGCCAGUAGUCGAAAAUGUUGUUCCUGACGAGAAAUGCCGCGAGUGGUCUAAAGCUGAGUUCCUGUGCUGUGACUAAUGUUAGGCAGGGUCGAUUCUACUGUAGCCAGCAAGCAACGAGGAUUGCGAAAUCAACCGAAUGUUCCCCCAUCGAUUUGGUGGACGACAAAAUUGCUCGAAAGGAGAUACAACCCGACCCGCAUCAGAGGCGAAUCGCCGAGGCCCUGCAGGUUGUGUACGACAGUAUUCAGGGUUACAGCCCUCCAGAACCGGCUAGCGGAUUUGGAAAAUGGUUCAGUUUCCAAAAUACGAAAAAGGUCAAAGCCCCUAAGGGUCUCUACAUCUACGGCAGUGUGGGUGGAGGCAAAACCAUGCUGAUGGACAUGUUCUACGAUUGUUGCGCGAUAAAUCGCAAACGUAGGGUUCACUUUAAUUCUUUCAUGACGGACGUUCAUACGAAAAUACACGAGAUCAAAUCAAAACAGGUUCGUGAUGUCAGCAGCACUAAGCCUCAGCCGUUCGAUCCUAUCAAGCCUGUGGCAGAACUUAUCAGCGCGGAUUCCUGGCUGAUUUGUUUUGACGAGUUUCAGGUCACCGACAUAGCAGACGCGAUGAUUCUGAAGCGACUGUUCACGUACCUAUUCGACAGCGGGGUCAUCGUAGUGGCAACGAGCAAUCGAGCCCCCGAUGAUCUGUACAAAAACGGCUUACAGCGAAGCAAUUUUGUUCCCUUCAUCGGUGUCUUGAAGAAGCACUGUAACGUGGCAACCCUGGACAGUGGGGUGGAUUAUCGAACGGCCACUCUGAAGGGCGAAGGAACGCACUACUUUGUCAAAACUGAAAUGGAUGCUACUGCAGCUAUGGACAGAUUGUUCAAGGUUCUAUGCUCGCAAGAAAACGACAUGAUACGACCGAAGACGUUUACCCACUUUGGACGGAACAUUUCCUUUGCCAAAACCUGCGGGCAGGUUUUGGACAGUACGUUUGCAGAGCUUUGUGAUAGGCCUUUGGGUGCAUCGGACUACCUUCAAAUAGCCCAGUUUUUCCACACUGUACUGAUAAGAGAUAUACCACAGCUAAACUUGAAGCUCAAAUCACAAACCAGACGAUUUAUUACUUUGAUCGACACACUGUAUGACAAUCGGAUUCGGUUAGUCGUUUCAUCGGACGUCCCAUACAAGCACCUGUUUUCCAACGAGAUCCCUGAAGACUUGCAUACCUCCGACGAGAAUCGAAUGCUGAUGGAUGAUCUUAAAAUUACCAAAGAUUCGCAUGACGCUAGCUCUAACAUCUUCACCGGCGAAGAGGAAUUGUUCGCUUUCGAGAGGACAGUGUCUCGGCUUGCCGAGAUGCAAUCGACCGAAUAUUGGUCUCUGUGGGAAAAGCAUCGGUAGAGCGCGUUUAGCUACAGAGGAUAGACGCAACGUUGUACUUAAGGAUUGUGAAUGCUAAGGGUGCACGUAGUUCAUUUAAUGAUGGAUCGAAAUAAUGCGAUACGCUUCAAAUAUUAUUAUAGCGAAUUUGUUUAGAUAUUAUUGGAUGUAUAUAUAUUUAUUGAGUAACUUUAAAUUCAGUUCAGAAAUUAAAUCAAACAAAACGAAAAUGUUUCGAAACAUGAAAUAUUUCGUUCCCGCACAA
Messenger RNA from Wyeomyia smithii (pitcher-plant mosquito), 1832 nucleotides. RefSeq names its product putative ATPase N2B. The record is from RefSeq and is a predicted model, not a curated record. Gene Ontology annotation, molecular function: ATP hydrolysis activity; ATP binding. NCBI's taxonomy places the organism in Eukaryota, Metazoa, Arthropoda, Insecta, Diptera, Culicidae. The transcript is spliced from 6 exons. Gene Ontology annotation, cellular component: cytoplasm; mitochondrion. The coding region runs from base 212 to 1588 and encodes 458 amino acids.